AUGCCUGGAGAUGGAUAUGAUCGCCAUAUUACUAUCUUUUCACCUGAAGGAAGACUCUAUCAAAUAGAAUACGCUUUUCGUGCUGCAAAGGAAUCAACACUUACAUCUGUAGCUGUUCGUGGAAAAGAGAGUGUUGUGUUUGUUACACAAAAGAAAGUGCAAGAUAAAUUGAUUGAACCUGAUUCAGUUACAAAUGUGUUUCAAAUUACACCUGAAAUUGGGUGUUUAAUGACAGGUUUAUAUGCUGACUCAAAGGCACAAGUUCAACGUCUUCGUUUUGAAGCACAUGAGUUUGAAAAUAAGUUUGGAUACAAGAUUCCAUGUCAUGUAUUGGCCAAACGUAUUGCAGAUGUUGCACAGGUUUAUACACAACAUGCUUCAAUGCGCGCGUUUGGUGUUGUUACAAUGCUCAUUAGUGUGGAUGAAGAAAAAGGACCUCAACUGUUUAAGAUUGACCCAGCUGGCCAUUUUUGGGGCUAUAAGGCCACAUCAGCGGGUGUCAAGGAACAGGAGGCGCAAAACUACCUUGAGAAAAAGAUCAAGGCUAACCCGACCAUGGACCAUGAAUUGACGCUGCACACGGCCAUUACGUGUCUCCAGUCGAUAUUGUCGGCGGAUUUUCGUCCCAACGAAAUUGAAGUGGGUGUCGUUCUGCAAGGCCAACGAUUCCGUAAGCUAACGGAGGACGAGAUUGAGGCCCACUUGACUUCUAUCAGUGAGCGCGACUAA
Molecule: messenger RNA, 729 nt
Organism: Peronospora belbahrii
Lineage: Eukaryota; Oomycota; Peronosporomycetes; Peronosporales; Peronosporaceae
Source: the annotation of a GenBank genome assembly